Messenger RNA from Daldinia childiae, 633 nucleotides. RefSeq lists its product as uncharacterized. The record is from RefSeq and is a predicted model, not a curated record. Bases 1 to 633 code for a protein of 210 amino acids. The transcript has a single exon. NCBI's taxonomy places the organism in Eukaryota, Fungi, Ascomycota, Sordariomycetes, Xylariales, Hypoxylaceae.
AUGUCAAUAUCAGGCAAGCCAUCGAUUAUGAGCCAUGCCCUAGAUUUAGAUAUACUUGAUAAGCCAUUCGAUGACUCGUCAAGCGCAGAUACAUCUAGUCCCUACGGAAGUUGUGAUAGUACGGAUAAGGACUCUGACGAUGAAGAUAUAGACCUUGAGAAAGCAGCGGACGAUGCUUUAUCGACAUGGUUUGGUAUAAGUCUUCGACGACUUGUACGACCAAUUCGUGUCAUCUAUGCCUUCGAACAGGUCAAAUGGCAGUGCGCUAGUAUACUACAAGAUGAAGGACAUUGCGUACAGGAAGACGAAGUUAAUGAAGAUAUAGGAGCCCGUACUAUUCCAAGCGGCCCUUAUGAUGCUGGAGAGAGUAGCAGGUCUACCCGUGCCAUCCUACCUCUGACUGGCACAUCUAACGUUUCUCCAUCUGGCGAAUCAACCCUGACAGGCGGGGGAACAUCUCAGUCCGGCUCUUCUCCACAUAAUAGUCUAAGUGUUAAAGAGAAGAACAAAAAGCAUCAGACUAGAUGGGAUCUUAGCUGCCCUUAUAGGAAGCGCAACCCCAUCAGGUUCAAUAUUCGCGACUAUGAGAAAUGCGCCAAUAAGUCAUUUCCCAAUAUGUCGGAGUUGAAGUGA